AGUGGCAUUGCCUAAUUACAGUGGGAAACUCUGCAGUUCAUUUAAAGUUGACAUAACAAAGCAUUUCAGGUAAUUUUUCAACCAUAACUUUCGAAAUUUAAAAUUUAAUUAAAUUCUUAAUAGUUUCAAAUGAGAAAUGAGAUUGUUUAAUAGUUUUAAGUAUCAAUUUUUCUCACUUAAACAAUGAUACCUCGUGCUUAUUUUUAAAAAAAAAACACAUUUUUUACACUCUUCCUUCUGUUUUAUGUCUUGCUCUCUUAAUUUUUUUUGGAGCACUUAAAAAAAUAUAAACUUUAAAAAAAGUUAUUUGGCUAUGUGAAAAUCCGGCCUUAGCACGUGCUUCUGUUAAGUCUUUCUAGUAUCACGUGGUCAGUGCUCUAUUUCUUUUCUUUCUUUUUUUAUUAAUCAUUAAAGAGUUGUCGAAAGAUCUUAUAAAAAAUUAGAAACAAAAAUUUAACGACAGCUAGUUUCUUAGAAAGGUACAGAUUUUUCCCACACAAUACAGUUCAAAAAGUAUUAGGUUAGAGAAGUGCGAGGCUUGUAGGAUAACUUUAAAGUUGAAAAUAUACGUUUAUUCCUAUGUAGGAAUGUACACAUAAUUUUAAGAUUAUUGCUUUAACAGUUUCAAUUAAGCUUACAGGUAGCUAAAUAUAAUGCCUGGCACGAAGACCAUUUCAAACUCAAAAGUAAGAAGUAAGUAAGGAAUGCUUUGAAACGCAGCACAUGUUUUUUUCUUUUCAUUACAUCAUAUUCACUAAUUCAUUUAAAGCUCGUGAUAGAGGAUUAGCAGAAGAGGAUAGAAAGAUUUCUUAUUUAGAAAAUAUCCGACUUAAAAAAUCUCUAGUGUCUAAAAGGGAUUCUCUGGCUGAGAAAUGUACAGAAGGUAAUAGAUCACCGAAAUUAGAAACUCUUGAAAGGCCUGAUAAAUCUAAAAGUAGCAGAUCACCUAAAUUGGAGAAUCUUGAAAAUUUAGAAAAAUCUGAAGAAAUUUAUAGAACUUCAAAGUCAGAUAAAUGUAGAGGACAUGGAUUAUCAAAAUUGGCAGAUCUGGAAAUAUCUCCUAAGUUAAAAGAAAGCCAAAGGCUAUCAAAAUUUGAAAGUCCUCAAAAAUCCGAAGAAAGCUAUAGAUCAUCAAAAUUAGAGCGUCCUGAAAAGUCUAAUAAACCUUGUAGGUUACCAAUAUUGACAAAGUUUGAAAAAUAUAAAAAAGUCAGUAGAUCAUCAGAGUUAGGUUGUCUUGAUGAUUCCAUUGGAAGUAGUAAAUCUUCAAGAUUGAAAAGUCCUGAUAAAUCUGAGAAAAGAGAAGAUAAGGAUACAGCUGAAAUGAUUGGAAUGAGUGAAAAGGAACGGAGAUCCCCUAAACAAGCAACACAAGAAAACUCUGAUAAAAUUGAAAAGCUUCCAAACAAGUUAUGUCAUUCAAAUGAAGUAUCCAUUAAAGAUUUGAAAAAAGGGCAAAACCUAGUAGGAAAAUCUUUAAACAAAGUAAAAUGUACAGAUACGAAGACUGUUUCAAACUCCGAAAUUGAUGAUGAAAAUAGAUUCAAAACUGAUUGUAGUGAUGAUGAAAACUUUCUCGAUUUUUCAGUUGGAAUUAUUGAUCAUCAUUAUGACUCUUCUGACGAAGAUGAUGCAAAGAGACUGUCAGGAGAAUGUGAGAAUGAAGAUAAAGACGAAGAUGGAGAUGAAGAAGAAUAUGAGUAUGAAUACGAAUAUGUAGAAGAGGAACAGGAAGAGGAAGAAUAUGAGGAAGAAUAUGAGGAAGAAUAUGAGGAAGAAUAUGAGGAAGAAUAUGAGGAAGAAUAUGAGGAAGAAUAUGAAGAUGAAGAUGGAAAAUAUGAAGAGGAUGACGAAGAGGUAGAGCAAGAGGAAGUACAAGAGUUAGAGGAGCUUGUGGAAAUAGUGGAAGAAGAGGAACUAGAUGAGACAGAAGAGGAAGAAGAGGACGAAGAGAAACGAAAGGAGAUGGAUGAAAAUGCUCUUGAAAUGAAUUUUUCAGAUUCCUCAACCAAUUACUAUUCCAAUAUGGCUCCAAAUAUUUCUGAAAAUGAUGAUAAUGUGGCACAUAUACCAAGAUAUCGUAUGAAGUUACAGGAAAAAGAUGUCAAUGACAAUCAGUUUAAAAGUGACAAAUGCUCAAACUCUAAAGGUCAGAAUGAAGAGAAAUAUGAUUCAUCCAGAUCUCCAUCCAAGAAUGAUGAAGGGAACGAAGAUUGUUCGAAAUCCAAUGAUGACAAAAAAUCGAAUAAUGAGUUAACUAGAGAAAAGGCAGAACAAUCUGACGCCUCUGACGAUUCUUGGACAGUAACAGAGACUCAAAAUGAUAGAAAAGAGCAGCCUAAAAGAAGUAUUUUAAAAAUAAACAGUCCUAAAGAUGCCGAUAAAAUGAAUGAAGGUGGUGGUUUUGAUAUGAAAGCAAAACUAUAUAAUAAAAAGAGUGGAAAAAAUUUCUGUGAAAAUGAUGAGAAGCAGAAAAGAACCAAAUUUCGCUUCCAAAGCAAAACUCACGAAGGGGACGAUGUGGAAAAGAAGCCUAUGACAUAUGAACCACCGCUAAUUUCUGAGGAGGACUUGUUUAAAGAUUUAAUGAAAAGAGGACGUAAUUUUGAUCAUUACGAAUCAGCUACUAUUUCAGUUAGCGGAGAAAGUGCUCAACAAAUAGAAAUUUGCAAAUUUACUGAUUCUGAUUUAAGCGAAGUUGUCCUGAAUAAUAUCGAAAAGUUGGAUUAUAGAAGACCAACACCAAUUCAAAAAAUUGCUGUACCUCUUAUUCUAACAGGUAGAGACAUGCUUGGGUGUGCUCAAACUGGCUCUGGCAAGACGGCAUCAUUCCUCUUGCCCAUCAUAUCUCAAAUGCUCAAAAAUGGCUUAAAUGGUAGUGAGUUUCAAGAAGUUCAGGCUCCUCAGGCUGUAGUCUUGUGUCCUACAAGAGAACUGAUAAUACAAUUAUACACUGAGGCAAGAAAAUUUUCUAGAGGAACAAGUCUAAAGGCAAAAUUGGCUUAUGGUGGAACAUCGGUGAGAAUAUGUAAAGAACGAAUUAAGAAAGGAACUGACAUGCUUUUAGCAACUCCUGGUAGACUGUUAGACAUUAUCAGUCACGAUUAUCUGACAAUGGAUGAGGUGAAAUAUUUGGUAUUAGAUGAAGCCGAUAGAAUGCUUGAACUUGGUUUUAAAGAAACUCUUGAGGCGAUAUUAUUAAAAAUGCCACCAAAAGAUACUCGACAAACUGUAAUGUUUAGCGCUACUUUUCCAGGAAUUGUAAAAGAAAUGGCACGUCAAUAUCUACAACCAAAUCACGUCUUUGCUUCAGUUGGUACUGUUGGAGGUGCUUGUAAUUUAAUUCAUCAAAGAGUCAUCGAGGUAACUCAAGCAGAAAAGAGAAAGGAGCUAUGUAACAUUUUGGCUGAACGAGAUCCAGAGGACAAGAUAUUGGUUUUUGUCAAAACAAAGAGAAAUGCUGAUUUCUUAGCAUCUCUAUUAUCUCAAAAAGAUUUUCCGGCUACCUCAAUCCAUGGUGACAGGGAACAGGCGCAGAGAGAGGAAGCUCUUCGAAAGUUCAGAAGUGGAAACUGUGCAAUAUUGAUUGCUACAUCUUUAGCGGCGAGAGGCUUAGAUAUUCCAGGCGUUUCCCAUGUAAUAAAUUUCGACCUUCCUGAAGAUGUAGAUGAAUAUGUACACAGAAUCGGAAGGACCGGACGAUGCGGAAAUACUGGGCGAGCUACGAGCUUUUACUGUCCAGACAACGACAUGAAAUUAGCUUCUGACCUUGUUGAUAUUCUAAAGAAUGUUGGCCAGGAAAUCCCGCCAUUUUUGACUGGUUUACAAGACAAGACUGUUGAUACUGUUGAAGGUUUUUCGGUCACAAAAGAUAGGAAGAAGAAGUUAACAACAGGUGAUGAUUUUUGUUCAAAGAAAGCUUAUGAAGACGAAGAGGAGGAUGACGAUGAUUGGGGUCGUUUUUAG
Dimorphilus gyrociliatus is the source of this 3966-nucleotide messenger RNA. The record is from the annotation of a GenBank genome assembly. NCBI's taxonomy places the organism in Eukaryota, Metazoa, Annelida, Polychaeta, Dinophilidae.